Messenger RNA from Adineta steineri, 351 nucleotides. The record is from the annotation of a GenBank genome assembly. Lineage: Eukaryota; Metazoa; Rotifera; Eurotatoria; Adinetida; Adinetidae.
AUGAGAUACAGUGCAGCUUAUUUACUUGCUGUUCUUGGUGGUAAUCCAUCGCCAAGUGUUGCUGAUAUUACCAAUAUUUUAGGUAGUGUUGGAAUUGAAUGUGAUGAAAAACGCGCUCAAGAAGUUAUCGAUGCUUGUAAAGGUAGAAGCGUUGAUGAUAUUAUUGCAAGUGGUAUGAAAAAAAUUGAUGAUAUUUCAAUGAUCGACACACAAACUACAGCUACUAUCGAUAAUGAAUCAUUGACAACAACAUCAACAGCUCCAAUACCUAUUGCUAAAAAUUCCACUCCACUUGAUUCUCCACUAGAAGGAAGUCCAGAAGAUAACGAAUUUAUUGGCUUAUUUGAUUAA